Messenger RNA from Sorghum bicolor (sorghum), 1140 nucleotides. Its product is annotated as F-box protein At5g07610. The record is from RefSeq and is a predicted model, not a curated record. NCBI's taxonomy places the organism in Eukaryota, Viridiplantae, Streptophyta, Magnoliopsida, Poales, Poaceae. Gene Ontology annotation, molecular function: protein binding. The transcript is spliced from 2 exons. Bases 1 to 1140 code for a protein of 379 amino acids.
AUGGAGGCGGCGGCCCGCGACACCGAGAAGAAGCGGAGUCUCGCCGUCACUAGCUCCACAGCAGGCGGCGGCGUUGGCCUCACCGACGACCUCGUCGUCGAGAUCCUCUCACGCGUCCCCGUGAAGUCGAUCUGCCGCUUCAAGUGCGUCUCCCCGUCGUGGCGCAGCCUCAUCUCCCACCCCGACAACCGCAAGAAGCUGCCCCACACCGUCACGGGCUUCCUCUACCUUGUCGAGUUCGAUACAUGCAGCUUCGUCAGCCUGCUCGCCGAGCCGCCGAGGAGGACGACAGGAAGAGGACGGGUGGUGCGGCCCCGCUCGCCAUGCGAUUUCCUGCCCGCCAACACAGCAGGCGGUGGGGUGGUGGCCGACUGCUGCAACGGGCUCGUCCUCUUGAAAAACUCCGGCGACGGCUCCGUCUCCGUCUCCGGCUCCGGCUCCGGGCCCCGCGCAUCGUACGUCGUCUGCAACCCUGCCACCGAGAAGUGGGCUAGCGUGCCGGGAUCAACCCAUGCCGGCAAGAUCUGCUCCGCUAGCAUCCUGUGCUUCGAACCGGCCAUCUCCCUGCGGCAUUUCCAUGUCGUUGAGCUGUUGUGGUGGGUGGCCAACGAGGAAGACGAGAACCACUGUUUCAACGGCCUGCUGCAUUUUAUCACUGCCAUCGACGGCGCGGUCGCCGCACUGGACAUGGACGGGCAGACACGUAGUGUGAUUCCUGUCCCGCGAAGGGGAGGCGGCGGGUUCAUUGGCCAUUCUCAGGGGCGCCUGUUGUAUGCGAGCAGAGAUGUUGGUAACACCUCCAAGCUGCCGAUCUAUGUGCUGCUGGGGGAGGAGGGAGAGAGUAAUGGCAGCAGGUGGACUUUGAAGCACUGCGUCGACACUUCAGGCCUGGUGUUUACUGAUGCGGACGAGUAUUUGUUGCAGUCUGGGCUGUUGGUGGGACUGGGAGUGGCUGCCAUUCAUCCGCACGGCGAUUCCAUCUUCUUGUUUGAUUCAUUGCAGGGAAAAUUGAUGUCAUACAGUAUGGAUAGCCAGAGAGCUCAUGUCAUCCGCAGUGUCACAAAAUCCCCAUACUUCUGGUCAUUUCUACCGUAUGUACCACACUACCUAGAGACGGCAGCACUGCAAAACUCGAACUAG